AUCGUCAUUGUCAUUGUCAAUGUUACGUCAUCGUCAUCGUUAUCGUCAUAGACGUCUUCGUUUUCAUCAUCACUGUUAUGCAUUAUACUGUUCAUCGCAGACCUUGUUGGAACGAGAUACAACAUUCCAAUGCAAUGCGCGAUGAUGCGUUGUUUCUUCGUCCGAAAGGCGGUUAUACUUGAAGCUGAAGGGAAAGAAAGAUAAUGACACAGCCAAAUCAAUCGACAAGGUCGACGAAAAAAACCGGACGCAUUUACGAAUGAAGCUUAAAAGAAAUAUCGGAGACGAAGAGGAAGACGAAGAAGAAGAAGAAAACGAAACAGAUGCCGUUUAUCUGAUAUUAAAGAAGCGAACAAGAACAUCAAUACUGCGUCAAUACUGCGAAAGAUUGCUUUACAAUCGCGUUGGUGGCCAACGAUUUGAAUUCGCCGUUAUUCGGCGUAUCUAAUGCUGAACGGAAGACGACUCAAGGCGGACAACACACUGGCGGACGGGGAACGUAAUGAUAGCGCCGUGGUUAUCAACCCGACGCUCUCAUCGUCAUUGUCGACGUGCACGGUGCCCUACAUCAGCACCGAUCAGGGCUACGUGUUUGAAGGUGGCGGCAUGUCGACGUUGCAGCAGCUCGGUGCAGCCGGUCGUGGAAACAUCGACUGCAUCGGUGGCGGAGGAGAUCUCGGGUUUGGCACGUCAAUAGAAGAAUCAAGAAGUGGGCUAAGUGGCGGGAUAGGAAUCAAUACUGGAGAAACUACGGGAAUUAUAGGAAUGAGUGGAGGAGGAGGAGGAGGAGGAGGAGGAGGGAGUGGAAGCAUGAAUAAAGAAGUUCGUUACGCUCCAUUUGUAUCGUCUGUAGGUCCAAUCGGUACUGUUGCGCCGAUGAACCUGCAGUCUCUACCGCCACCGCCGCCGCCACCGCUACCGCCGCCACCGCCGCCGCCGCCCCUGCCGCUGCAGAUGCAGCAGCAGCGUGCCUUUUCAAAGUCGAUGACGUCCCUACCGCCGGAGCCGUUCAUGAUUAUGCGCUCGAAGGCGUUAAAUCGGCGCGUUUCAAUUAACGUCGGUGGCGUGAAGCAUGAAGUACUAUGGCGUACUCUCGAGCGGUUGCCGCAUACGCGCCUAGGUCGAUUGAGGGAUUGCAAUACCCACGAGGCAAUAACCGAACUCUGCGAUGAUUAUUCCUUAAUUGACAACGAGUACUUUUUUGAUCGACAUCCUAAAUCGUUUAGUUCGAUUCUUAACUUUUAUCGUACUGGCAAGCUUCAUUUAGUAGACGAAAUGUGCGUGCUGGCAUUUAGCGAUGAUCUCUCUUAUUGGGGUGUCGAUGAGCUCUAUCUUGAAAGUUGUUGCCAGCACAAAUAUCACCAGCGCAAGGAGCACGUACACGAGGAAAUGCGUAAGGAGGCAGAGUCACUUCGACAGCGUGAAGAAGAGGAGUUCGGUGAGGGAAAAUGCGCCCAAUAUCAAAAGUGGUUGUGGGAUCUUCUGGAGAAACCAACUACCUCCAUUGCGGCACGGGUGAUAGCUGUGAUAUCAAUACUCUUUAUUGUGCUUUCAACGAUAGCACUAACUCUCAACACCAUUCCUAGUAUGCAAGUAAAUGAUGAGAAGGGAAGCGUCCAAGACAAUCCGCAGCUCGCUAUGGUGGAGGCUGUGUGCAUCUCCUGGUUCACUCUCGAAUACUUGCUUAGGUUCAGUGCCUCGCCGGAUAAAUGGAAGUUUUUUAAGGGCGGUCUUAACGUGAUCGAUUUGUUGGCGAUACUACCAUACUUCGUAUCUCUAUUCCUGGUCGAAACCAACAAAAACGCGAACGACCAGUUUCAGGACGUGCGCAGGGUAGUGCAAAUCUUUCGUAUAAUGAGGAUCUUGAGAAUUUUGAAGUUGGCUCGUCACUCUACCGGGCUGCAGAGCCUCGGAUUCACCUUACGUAAUUCAUACAAAGAGCUAGGGCUAUUGAUGCUUUUUUUGGCGAUGGGCGUCCUCAUAUUCUCGAGUCUCGCCUAUUUCGCCGAGAAAGAGGAGCCCGGGACCAAAUUCAUAAGCAUUCCAGAAACCUUCUGGUGGGCAGGCAUCACAAUGACAACCGUCGGAUACGGCGACAUCUACCCCACGACCCCGCUCGGCAAAGUGAUCGGCAGUGUGUGUUGUAUAUGUGGUGUCCUGGUAAUCGCGUUGCCCAUUCCCAUUAUCGUUAACAACUUUGCCGAAUUCUACAAGAAUCAGAUGAGACGGGAGAAAGCCAUCAAGAGGCGAGAGGCCCUUGAGAGGGCCAAGCGGGAAGGCAGCAUCGUGUCUUUUCAUCACAUCAACUUGAGAGACGCUUUCGCCAAGAGUAUGGAUCUCAUCGACGUCAUUGUUGACACCGGUCAUAACAUGUCUGGGGUGGAUGGUAACAGCACGGAAGGAGAAUCUGCAUGCGGUCGUGGACCUGCUCAGACCGGGCCCGGUUGUUAUCGCAAUUAUGAGCAUUACAGUCUAUCCCGGCAUCGACGCAGCACGUCUAAUGCUUGUUUCCCAAAUUUGCCUAAUGACUUGCCUACUACGCCCGACAGCCCAAAUCGUCGACUUCUCGACUUUGUUCAAAAUGUACCAAGUGCCCAGAACGACGAUUAUUAUCAGGAUGAAGUGCCGGCGCAGCAUAUCAACCAGGCAAACAUAACAUCUAGCGAUGAAGAGAAAAAAGAUGGCAGAAAAAUCGAGAAAAUUGAUGAAUUACCUAGCGAAUUCGAGUGUUGCUUUUGUACUACGAAGGAAUACAAAGACUUUAGGGAUGCGGAGAACAUAAUGCCACUUGCUACCAGUGACUUUCGUAACCCAGUGUGUCAAGAAAUGAGAUCCAUUAAGUUCAGUGAUGGCAGCGGAAGUGGCGGAGGCGGAAGCGGCGCGGAAUAUUUAGGUUCAUUAAUUGUGGAUUCAAAGAUUUCUCCCAUUCAGCCAUCGGAAACGUUAAGCUUUGCGAGGAUUUACAACGAACAAGGGUACAGCUAUUCAAAGAAGUAUAACGAACAAGGAAGCAUUGAUAGUUCAGACACAUACGCGAGCUGUCAAACACAUCCAUCACAUUCACAGGGUGAUUUGACUGAUGAAGCAGAGAGCAAUCUUUACAUAAAUCCUUUGGAAGCAACGGAGAAAUGUAGAACUAGUCAGAUGAAAAAAUCUAUUUCUGGUGAGGUCAACCGAAGCAUAAUCAUUGAUACAUCAUUUAGCGCUGAAUCUCUGAAAGAGGCCAGUAAAGCUAAUCUAAAUGAUAUGAUGCCCAAACAUAGGAAAAUUAGAAUCCAACAAAGUACAAAACCACGCACGCAGUUUGUUAGCGAUCAAGAGAAGAUAAUAGUACGCAGUAUCUUGAAGGAAGGUACUACUUUGGAAGACAAUAAUAAUCAUUGUGGAGGACUACGUGGUGGCAAACCCUCCUCUCACGUGUCAACAAAUAGCUUGGCAUCCGCCACGCGUAUAAUCAAUUAUCACACGUUUGGAUCCCUCAGCGCGCCAAAACAUUAUAAAGCGCUUAGAACGUCGGCCCGUACAUUCGUACGGGCAUACUCGGCCAACUACAAUUUAACGACGCGUUCGCGCGCCCACCGAUACUGCGUGACGCAGCAGGCUCCGUCCUGUGGACCCAAUCUCGAGUGACGGGGACGCUGGCCGCCGACGUCUCCCCAAACGUCCCCGACUACUCAAAAUACAGGUAUAUAAGCCGGCCGAUUCCGUAAAACCUUCCGUUCUGAUCCGCCUUCCCAGAUGAAGCGCCUUCCCUAGUCGACCGAAGUCUAGCACACUGGCUUUCAGCCAAGAGCUCUUGGCAAAAGAGCGCAUUCGUCUCGCAGACGCUGAUCUGCGGGUUCAAGCAAACUUGGGCUCCGCCAAGAGGUCUAGCAACCUCCUCGCCGACUUCAUAAGACCGGCACUUCUUUACGUCAGGUACGGGGUUCCGUGCCUCCAUCAAGCGUUCUUGGCGUGGAGAAGUGUCAUUCGCCGAACAAACAAAUGGUAUUAAUCGUUACGCGUCGCGUUAUGAAGAACGACGUACAGAUUCUACCUCGCGACUCAUCACUGCCACGCCCGCGCAUACCCCGCCGGACCACCGAACUCACGCAUCAUAAACACCGAGCUGACACGUACGCGAGGAGUGCUAUUUAUAGCUGGGGCUCAACUGAUCCGCCUUGCGGUAAACACUGACGUGCAUUUAGGCCGAAUGAGUCCCAGUUGCGCACAGAAUAAAUUGGAGACAGCAAGUUAAACAUCUCCGAUUUUGAUGAAAUUAGACUCAUUCGACGCGUUUUCGCACAAAACAAACAACUCUGGCGGAAAAAAGUGUCAAAAUUGCCUCCCGAACGAAAAUAUCAAACACUAAAGUUGACAACUAUUGAAAUUAGGAUACCUAUCAUACCUAUAUAAUUCACGUAAUGUAGCGUCUUGAGAAAGUAAAUGCUUGGAAGAGGUUUUGCCCCUCCCCCCGCCCCCCACGAAUUCCUAACCCAGGCCAACCCGCAUCUAAUUGUGUUGUAUAAGUCAAAAAUUUGCGAUAUAUGCGGGAAGUAGCAAGGAAGCUCUUCUAUCCUCGUGUUAAGGAUUAGCGGACGGUGGAGACAGAAGACGCAAGCUCUCUGGGGCAACAGCGCGCGAACGAAGUCAGACAUCAUUCUCUCGGGCUCUCCGGCGUGAAAAACCGUUGCUGAUGAUCGUUGGUGUGACUUUGAGUAAUAAGGGAAGAUAUUCAGACACGCGUGUGCUUCUUGCUGCCUAUUUCCUAGGUAGCAGAAGAAUCUAAGAAAUUUACAGAAUUUGUAAUUCCCGAAGGCUUGUACGAGUUUAACAUGACACCUUUUGGAUUAUGCAAUAGUCCGGCCAGCUUUUUAAAAUUUAUUAACAAGGUUUUUCAAGUCUUAAUACAAAAAAAAAUAGUAAUAAUCUAUAUGGAUGAUAUCGUUAUACCUGGAAAUAGUUUUGAAGACGGUUAUGAAAAAUUAGUCAAAACUCUAAGAACAGCAGAAGAACAUGGAUUAAAUAUCAAUUGGCAUAAAAGUAGUUUUCUCAAGACAAAAAUUGAAUUUUUAGGACAUGAGAUAGAAAAUAGUCAUGUUCGCCCAGCUAAAUCAAAGAUUAAAGCCGUUGUUAACUUUCUUGAACCAACAUCUAAACUCCAAAUUGCGAGUUUCCUCGGUUUAACAGGAUACUUCAGAAAAUUUGUAUACAAUUAUGCACGGAUUGGCGACCUCUAUCCGACCUGUUAAAAAAAGAUAAAAAUGUCUACAUUGGUGAAGAACAAAGAAAGGCAAUUACAACGUUGAAGAAUAUUUUGUCUCAAGAACCGAUGCUACGCAUUUACGACCCCAAUGCCAUCACUGAACUACACACAGAUGCAAGUUUGGAAGGAUAUGAUGGCAUACUAUUUCAGAAGAGAACGACUUUCACCCAGUGUAUUAUUGGAGCAGCAAAACUUCAGAUGCUGAAAAGAAGUACCAUUCUUACGAGUUAGAGAUAUUAGCAAUCAUAAGGGCACUACAAAAAUUCAGAGUCUACAUACUCGGAUUAUCCUUCAAAAUAGUAACAAAUUGUGAGGCAGUAGACAUUAAUGAAAAAAGAAAUAUCUGCUAAGUUUACUCGUUGGGCAUUAGUCUUCGAAGAAUUUGUACAUCAUAGAACAUCAAUCAGGAACUCAACUAAAACACGUUGAUGCGUUGAGUCGCUUUCCAACCAUGCUAGUCGAGGAUAAAAUACUACUAAUGAUACGGAAAAAACAAGACGAAGAAGAGAAACUUAAAGUAAUUAAACUGCUAUUGAAAAAAGGGCUACAUGAAAAUUAUCUGCUUAACGACGAGAUAUUAAUGAAGAGGAUCAACGAUACAAACGUCAUCGUACUACCCACUUGUAUGCAUACCGAAGUAAUACGACGAGCUCACGAUCAAGGCCAUUUUGGCGUGAAGAAAAUGACGGAAAUUAUCCACCAAGAAUACUACAUUCCGAACAUCAAAAGUAAACUAGAGGCAUUUAUAAGCUGUUGUAUACCAUGCAUAUUGGCUGAACGGAAGAAAGCGUGAAGGACUAUUGACACUGGUACCCAAAGGUGAUCAACCACUUCAUACUUACCAUACCAUUUAGGUCUAAUGACCGCUACGAGUAAAUUAUAUCGUUACCUCUUGGUAAUAGUAGAUGGAUUUUUCAAAUUUGUUUGGAUUUAUCCCACGAAAACGACGAACAUGAAAGAAGUUCUUAGCAAAUUAAAGGAAUUGCAGAAAAUUUUUGGUACACUAUCACGGAUUAUCACAGAUCGAGGUUCAGCUUACACAACAUCAGAAAAAUAUUGUACAGAAGAACAAAUACAUACUUAUUACAACAGGAGUUCCACGUGGAAAUGGACAGGUGGAAAGAAUUUAUAGGAUAAUUAUUCCUGUACUAACAAAAUUGAGUAUGGACGACCCGACAAAAUGGUUCCGGUUUACGGACAAAGUACAGAAAUGCAUCAAUGCUACGUAUCAGAGAGGUAUCUAGAUGACACCAUUCGAGGUACUUUUCGGAGUCAAGAUGCGGCAAAAAGAAGACAUAGGAAUUCUCAACCUUAUUGAACAGGAAGCAAUCGAACUGCACAACGAAGAGCAACAGGAAUUAAGAAAGAUAGCAAAAGAAAAUUUAUUAAAAAUCCAAGAAGAAAAUCGUCGCUGUGCAAGCAAGAUUACUAAACCCGCGACCACGUAUACAGAAGGAGCUCUGGUAGCCAUACAAAGAACUCAAUUUGGAACCGGACUAAAAAUCAGCAAGAAAUUCUAUGAACCUUAUAAAGUAACAAAGGUUAAACGGAACAACCGCUACGACGUAAUCAAAGUUGAAGAUGGAGACGGGCCAGACCGAACAUCCACUGCUGCAGAUUUCAUGAAACCAUAUUCAAUAUACUCUUCCGGGACUGAAGAGGUAGCAGAAUGGCCGAAUUCUCGUGGGAAAUAGCGAGGAGGCUCUCCUAUCCUCGUGUUAAGGAUUAGCGGUGGAGACAGAGAGCGCAAGCUCUCUAGGGCAAUAGCGCGCGAACGAAGUCAGACAUCACUCUCUCGGGCUCUCCAGCGUGAAAAACCGCUGAUGGUCGUUGGUGUGACUUUGAGUAAUAAAAGAAAGAUAUUCAGACACGCGUGUGCUUCUUGCUGCCUAUUUCCUACAUAUAUUCAACUUGCUGUGUCCAAUUCAAUUUGUGCGCAAUUGGGACUUUCCCUCAAGGCCAAGGAUCAAAUCCUGCCGUGUCCGUGCGAUAAUAUUAUAUAUUUUAAAUCUGGCUUGUGAGAUCGAAAGCACCGUGUCUCGCCAAAUUACUAUCAUACCGCCAAACCACUCCGCAGUCCGUAUUUGUUACUCUUGCCGAAAUUAAUGUACAUCGUGACUCGUCCCGACCGUCGUAUAACAGUUUCUGUCAUCUUUGUAAGCUACGUCAAUUCAGUUUUUAUUACGCUUUUCUUUAAUAAAGUAUGCUAAUGUCUCUUUAUCAUCAACGCACGUCUAAUUUUCUUUAGGCGAUCUCUCGCGCUCUCAUCCUCCUACCGAUCACCGUCCGUGCGUGAUAUCGGAUCGUUACAAUUUUUUAGAUUUUUGUAAUAAUUGACAUAUAUUAAAAAUUAAAUAUAAUAUAAUUGUAUAA
Solenopsis invicta (red fire ant) is the source of this 7618-nucleotide messenger RNA. It is a transcript of the gene Shab, whose product is annotated as potassium voltage-gated channel protein Shab. The transcript is spliced from 9 exons. Gene Ontology annotation, cellular component: voltage-gated potassium channel complex; membrane. Gene Ontology annotation, molecular function: protein binding; delayed rectifier potassium channel activity. Gene Ontology annotation, biological process: potassium ion transmembrane transport; protein homooligomerization. NCBI's taxonomy places the organism in Eukaryota, Metazoa, Arthropoda, Insecta, Hymenoptera, Formicidae. The record is from RefSeq and is a predicted model, not a curated record. Bases 448 to 3630 code for a protein of 1060 amino acids.